Molecule: messenger RNA, 2882 nt
Organism: Labrus bergylta (ballan wrasse)
Lineage: Eukaryota; Metazoa; Chordata; Actinopteri; Labriformes; Labridae
Product: gastrula zinc finger protein XlCGF57.1
Biological process (GO): regulation of transcription by RNA polymerase II
Cellular component (GO): nucleus
Molecular function (GO): DNA-binding transcription factor activity, RNA polymerase II-specific; RNA polymerase II cis-regulatory region sequence-specific DNA binding
Source: RefSeq, a predicted model, not a curated record
CUUGAUAAGUGACCUUUGGAAAUCUUUGGUUUAAUACCAAUAUAAGUUGUUUAAUUAUGGUGUCAAUAAAAUGAAGCAAUGAAAGAAGUUUAUUUUUGAAAACGGAACGAAAGUCUAACUCAUUUUCCCUGUCGGAGUUUCACAAGAACAGGAAGUACACAAUGCAGGCGCUGCCUAUUAAAAGUGUUGAAAAAAAAAAAAAAAGCUCUAGGUAAGGAACUGUCUCAGACCAUGUGUUAGUUGAUGCUUCUAACAAUAUUUUUUUUUUGACAUUUACGCAUGAAGCAAAAAUGUCUUCUGUUGAGUGUUUGCGGGGUUUUGUGAACGAGCGUCUGACCGCUGCUGCUGAGGAAAUAUUCAGAGUUUUUAAAAGAACUAUCGUCGAGUAUGAAGAAGAGAUCGACCGUCAGCGCAGACUGCUGGGUGUCGUUUUAAAUCCCGAGAUAAAGCUGCACAGAAUAGAGCUCCCACAGCAACAUGUCUGUAAGGAGGUGGAGGUUCUCUCUGACCAGCUGCUCUGUAACCAGGAGAGGAACUCCAGUCUGGACCAAGAGGACCCAGAGCCUCCACAGAUUAAAGAGGAGCAGGAGGAACUCAGCACCAGUCAGGAGGGAGAGCAGCUUGAACUGAAGCAGGAGGAUGAAACAUCCUUGGGGACUCCGACUCGUGAAGAUUGCGACAACAGUGAACCAACGAAAAGACAUUGCCAAAACAACGGUCACUGCAACAAUGUGUACAUCCCGAACGUGCCACAUUUUCAGAUCAAUCCUCGCUCAGAGAAAAAAUGUAACAGCUGUGACACAUGUGGGAAAACGUUUAAGUAUAAGUCAAGGUUGCAGACACACGUGAAUGUCCACACAGAGCUCCCACAGCAACAUGUCUGUCAGGAGGAGGAGGAGGAGGAGGUUCUCACAGACCAGCUGCUCUGUACCCAGGAGAGGAACUCCAGUCUGGACCAAGAGGACCCAGAGCCUCCACAGAUUAAAGAGGAGCAGGAGGAACUCAGCACCAGUCAGGAGGGAGAGCAGCUUGAACUGAAGCAGGAGGCUGAAACAUCCUUGGGGAUUCCUCCUUAUGAGGAAAGUGACCACAGUGAUGCAGAACCAGACGGGGACAACCAGCUCCUCUGUCACAACUCUCAAGUUUCUGAGAACCAGAGAGUCAAGCCUGGAGACUUAAUAUCAACUGGGAAAUCGAAAUCCCCCGAAAAAAGAGCCAAAAGAAGAACUAACAAAUCUAAAAUAUCAACGAUUCACAACAAGCAGGCAGACACUGUGUCAAGUAGAAAUUUGAUAGGGACUGAAUGUAAUCCUCACACAGGCACAAAGGUCCUCGAUUGUGACGUAUGUGGGGAAGCUUUUAAGAACAACUCAGGGUUACAGACACACAUGCGAGUUCACUCCGGUAAGAAGACGCACACAUGCAAAACUUGUGGUAAAAUAUUCAGUUUUAAAAGUUUACUGGAAACACAUGCAAAAAUCCACACAUGUGAAAAGCCUUUUCCUUGUGAAAAAUGCAGCAGAUCUUUCAGAUUAAAAGGUGAAUUGACCGCUCACACGAGGACACACACAGGUGAGUAUCUGUACUCCUGCUCCUCCUGUGGAAUAGGAUUCAUUAGAAGGGACGGGUGGCUCACCCACAUGGGAAUUCAUGCAGGAGAGAAGCCACACACUUGCAAAAUAUGUGGGAAAAGUUUCAGCAGUGAUUGUAGUUUGAAAGGCCACAUGUCAACCCACGCGGGUGCAAAGCCUCACUCCUGCAAAACAUGUGGGAAAGGUUUCUUUCUGAAGUCACAGCUGACAACACACUUCAGAACUCAUACUGGUGAAAAGCCAUUUCCUUGCGAAAAAUGCAGCAGAUCUUUCAGGUUAAAGGGGGAAAUGACGGCUCACAUGAGGACACACACAGGUGAGUAUCUGUACUCCUGCUCCUCCUGUGGAAAAGGAUUCAUGCGAAGGGACGGGUGGCUCAACCACAUGAGAAUUCAUACAGGAGAGAAGCCGUACACUUGCAAAAUAUGCAGCAAAUCUUUCAAUGCAAGAGGUAACUAUUUAAACCACGUGAGAAGACACACAGGUGAGAAGCCGCACUCCUGUCUCACCUGUGGAAAAGGAUUUUUUCUGAGGCACGAUUUAAUGACUCACAUGCGAAUUCACACUGGGGAAAAGCCGUUUCAGUGCACGAUCUGUGGCAAAUCUUUGCGAGAUAAAAAAAGCUUGAAAGACCACAUGAUGAGACUCCACAAUUCCAUGGAUCAGCCCUAACAUUGGGACCACCUGCCUAAUGUUGUGUACUCAAGAGUCUCGUCAGGUCGUGGUCAAAACUGCCGUAAUCUGUUGAGACAUGGACUUCACUUGAGCUGUAAAGGUGUGCUGAGGUAUCUGGCACCAAGAUGUCAACGUAGAUCCUUGAAGUCCGGCAAGUUGUGCGGCUCAGUCUACAUGGAAGUCAGAAACCUUGAACUUGUUUGUCAAAAAGUGUUACUUCACCUUUUCCAUGAGAUAAUUUUCAAUUUAAGUCAGGGGCAGAAUAUAUGCUGUGUGUUCAUCAGUGUAACAACAAAUCUAAUCAGGGUUAAUGAUGAGAACAGAAAGGCUACUGCCCAUAAUCUCUUACCAACACAAUACAGAAUAAAAAACACUCUUACCCUGAUUUAAUGGAAGUCAAACUCUUGUAUUAUUCCAUAGUAUUCCUGGAUUUUCUGUUCCUUUAUACAUGUGUGUGAGCAAGCAAAAGGAGCCACUAGCUGGACUUGAACCUGGGCCGCCCACUUGGCGGACUAUAGCCUCUGUAGAGGGGUCAUGACCUAACCACUAGGUCAUCUGCGCCACAAUAGAUUUCUUUUGGAUUCUAACAAAUUGUCAUGAUUGUUUAUUUAGUUG